Molecule: messenger RNA, 3144 nt
Organism: Owenia fusiformis
Lineage: Eukaryota; Metazoa; Annelida; Polychaeta; Sabellida; Oweniidae
Source: the annotation of a GenBank genome assembly
AUGCAGAAUGAUAAUAAAACACAAAACAACUACUACAUUCCACUUGUUAUUUCACAGGAGCACCGCGGGGCAUCAACGGACACACAUAAAACGAGAAAGAUGGAGUAUAUAGAAGUUUCUGAUCCUGAUGUUGAUCCAAUAAAAGAGCCAGUAACAAAAAGCUACAUACAUGUUGCAUCUAAACGUCCACUAUCCUCCCGUACACUGUAUGAUUGUAUGCGUGAGCUGAAAGACAGUGAUGAAGAGGCUGUGGUUUUUAUGAAACCAGAUGGAACUCGAAAAGGCAGUAUAACGUACAAGAGAUGGAUAGCUCUCUCUGAAAACUUGGCUGUGUCCCUUAUUGACCUCGGUGUUCGGCCCGGUGAUAAAGUAGUCGUAUGUAUACCAAACUGCGAGGAGAACAUCAUCAGCAUCGGAGGCUUACUCCACUGUGCGGCAUUGCCUGUUUUUACUUCAUUUGAACUUAGAAGUGGUGUAGAUAUUAUUGAGAUGGUCAAAGAUGUUGAUGCUAAAAUUCUCAUUGCGUAUAUCGGAAAAGAUACGUCUAAGAAAGCAAUUGUGUCUGAGGUGUUUUGCAAAGUUCUUCAAGGUGAUGUUGAUCCUUCUAUGCCCAAAUUUAGAUACGUUAUCAGUGUAGGAGAUACUCUUGACGGUUCACUUGAUUUUAAUGACUUAAUUCAACCAAAAACAAAUGAAGAAAAUACAAAAUUUGCAGCUGCAAAUAAUCAAGUGGAUAUGGAUAGCCCAUGCUGGGUAAAUUCAACAUCUGGAAGCACGGGAACGCCUAAGCAUGCUCUCAUAACCCACAAAGGUAUAGUUAAUUAUACAACGUAUAUAAGCAGACGCCUGAACAUCGGAUCAGAGCGCAAUAUCACGUUUAAUGAUCGACCAUUUUCUUGGUCUGGUGGGACCAUAUCACUUGGAUUUGUCCUUGCUGCUCAAGAAAAACUGGUAACCAUUGAUGCUCGCCAAACCGUUCGAAAUCAGAAUUCUGUAACUGUAUUGAAAAUUCUGCAGAAUGAGAAGGUGACACAUGCCUUGUUAAUGCCCUACAUGCUGUAUGAUGUCGUCAACAUGGACGAACAUACUGUUAAAAAGUUCGAUCUUACGUCAUUUAAGGCGGUGUGGUCGGGAGGGCAGAGAAUGGAUCCCAUAAUUAUUGAUGCGUUCAAAUCUCGUAUACCGGUAAGAUUCUGCAUUGUCUAUGGUCAAGCAGAAAACAUAGAGGCCACCCUUACAUUUCCAUCAGGAGAAUAUGCUAGACAACACGAAACGGUUGGAUAUGGGCUACCACAUGUCGAAAUAGCCAUAAAGGACGAGACAAAUACGAUUGUACCUAUAAACACAAGGGGUGAGAUUUGUACGCGAGGUCCUGGCAUUUUUGCUGGCUACUUGAAUAAUAGGGAGAAAACCCUUGAAGCGUUUGAUUCAAACGGAUGGCUACACUCCGGCGAUAUAGGCAUCAUGACGCCUUACGGCUACCUUAAAGUCGUCGGUCGAAUGAAAGACAUUAUAAAGCGCGGAGCUGCUAUGGUAUAUCCUGGAGUGAUUGAAAGAGUUAUCAAUGAGCAUCCUAGUGUAAACCAAGUACACAUAAUUGGUGUACCAGAUCCAAGACUAUAUGAAGAGCUGUGCGCCUGUAUCCGUGUCCAAGAUGGACAUAGUCUUUCAGUGGAAAAAAUUAAAACCUGGUGUGAGGAAGUCUUUAUUGAAAGAGUUGACGGGCUCAGUAACGUACCGAGGUAUUACAUUAUAAUGGAGCGUUUCCCUGUCUUGGCGAGUGGUAAGAUAGACAAGAUUACAUUAAAAUCCAAAGCCAUCGCCAAGCUGGGUCUGUAGAUGCACAGGUUCUGAUAAUUCAGUCACAUUUGGACAGUCAAUGACUUGUUUUGUCCAAAUUGACCCACAAGAUUGGAAACUUACCGGGACAUCAUCAGCAACUGUCGGCCAAUAUUUAGACGCCGUACAUGUACCCUGGCCUGUACGGUCACUGGUAGCUUUUUAUGGCACGCUUUCUGAAACAGACUUAUCAGAAGCUACGGUGUAUUUUUUCAUAUAGCAGAAGAUUUUUGACAGAUAUUGUAAAAAUAUUUUACUCUAUUUAGGAAAAUACAUAUUUUCACAAGAGAUAUUCCAAGAAGCCCAGGGGGCUAGUUGAUUGUAAACUUGUGAACGUAUGACAGGUAUCAGACGAAAGUAAAGUGAAAUAUUUGUUUCAUUUUAUCAUUGUCUGUUACUGUCUAUUGAUUCCAUGUUAUUCAACAUCGCUGAUGGCUCUGCACUUCAAAACAAUUAUUAUAGUUUUGUAUUUAGUUCACGCUUUCGCAUAUUUUUCAUGUUUAUAUCCUAGUUUCCACUAACCAAUCAACAAUAACUUUAAUCGAAAUAUAUUUUACUCAAUUAUACUAUUUCCGAUUAAUUUUUAACUUUUUAUCUUAGUUACAGAAAUUCAAAUAUUUUUUCUGCCAUUUUGAUUCACUCUGACCAAAAACAUGGGAGAGGCGGAUAUCGUUAGAUAUUCAAAGCUCGUCUUAACUGAUUAGCAUAGCCAUUGGAUACCGCCGGAUUUAUCAUUAUGUAGCUAGAUAAUGAAAUAAUAAUGACGAGUAUCAUAUAUAACACAACGGUAAUAUCCAGAUUUAGUAUUGUUCGAAUAUUUAACGUGGAUAUAAACAUGCAUACAGACAAACAAACACACCAAAUUCUACAGGAUUGGGCAAAAUACCGAUACCACAAUUUACAUAUUAAUGAUUCAUAUGAUAUGUGUCUCAGCCAUGCAAUGUUUUAUAUAUCAUUUUAAAGAUAAAUCGAUUCCUAAUGAAAUUACACCAUCCAACUGAAAAACCUUUGUUUUCGAGGUUAUAUGUCUCUAUGACAAGAAAUAUGACCGGGUCGGUACAUAACAUGGCACGAUACACAUGUCACUAUGACAUAAUAUAUCAUUUGGCAUAUGCUACGGCAUACCCUUCUAUCUAUGUUGUUACUAGAAAACUGGAUACCUAAAGUGGCAGCAAUUUUGAAAUUCAUGGCCAUUUUGAAAAUUUUACUUAAUUUUGAAGAAAAAAGAAAACCAGAACAACGGCAACGCCAAAGCGUAGCAAAUCCCAUCGAACAGAAAUGGCUGGCAUUUUACGAACAAAAUAU